Messenger RNA from Cucurbita moschata (crookneck pumpkin), 870 nucleotides. RefSeq names its product dynein light chain LC6, flagellar outer arm-like. Lineage: Eukaryota; Viridiplantae; Streptophyta; Magnoliopsida; Cucurbitales; Cucurbitaceae. The transcript has 2 exons. Gene Ontology annotation, cellular component: dynein complex. Gene Ontology annotation, biological process: microtubule-based process. The coding region runs from base 296 to 586 and encodes 96 amino acids. The record is from RefSeq and is a predicted model, not a curated record. Gene Ontology annotation, molecular function: dynein intermediate chain binding; dynein light intermediate chain binding.
GUCCUUAAAGUGGGGAGAGAAAAUGACUGAAAAAUAGUAUUAAUUGGAAUCUGUGCCAGGUUAAACUUGAAUGUCAAAAGAUUCCGUCACAUUUGGGAGAGGGGAUUCCAGAGUUUUUCGUUGUUUAAAAUCAUCGUCCAUUUGCUUCCUUCUUAUAUCUGUGUUUGAUUUUACUCCUGGAAGAACGAAACAUUCGAGAUUGGUAAAAUCUUUUCUGGAUUUUGAAGAUAAGACGCGAAGAGAUCGGCGAGAACAAAUCCCAGACAGUUUUCUGUUUUUAGAAAAGGGCUAAAGGAUGUUGGAAGGCAAAGCUUCGGUACAGGACACAGAUAUGCCUAGCAAGAUGCAGAUCCAAGCCAUGGACGCUGCGUCUAAAGCUCUGGAUCUCUAUGAUGUUUUCGAUUGCAAAUCCAUUGCUGCCCACAUAAAAAAGGAUUUUGACCACAGAUAUGGGAGCGGAUGGCAAUGUGUGGUGGGUUCAAAUUUUGGUUGUUUCUUCACCCACUCCAAGGGGUCUUUCAUCUACUUCAAACUGGGGACUCUCAACUUUCUCAUCUUCAAGGGGGUGACAUCCUCGCCCCAGUGAUUUGAGUUGUGUUUUCUCUAUAUAUGAAUCUCUAGAGAGCUUGGGAAGCUGGAAAGAGAGAGAGUAAAGGAAGGUGUUUUCCUUUUCUAUGGCUAGGUCAAUUCGAUUGGAAGGGAAAGAUCGAACCAAUGUAAGGGAGAUGAUAGGAAGUGUCCAAAUUACAUUAUGGGAUUGUUUGAAGGUUUAUGUUCAAAAUGCUUUUGAUGCUUUUGUGGGUAUACUCUGUAAAUAUUGAAAUCCCGGGGAGACACUUCUUAAUCCUAUUCGAAUAACUUUCAUUGUCC